This is a messenger RNA of Trichobilharzia szidati, 2913 nucleotides long. Lineage: Eukaryota; Metazoa; Platyhelminthes; Trematoda; Strigeidida; Schistosomatidae. The record is from the annotation of a GenBank genome assembly.
CAUGAGUGUAAUUCCCACUCCUAGCGCCAAUACAUCUUGGGAACAGGUGACAUUUGGCGUCCUGGUUGGAUUUGGAGGUGCAGUGCAUUACAGACCCGCGUUGCUAGAGAUCAUAACAAUCUAAUACAUAACAUGGCUUGCGCUACUCUGAAAAGAAGUCAUAACUUUGAAGUUUUGGAGUCUACGUGUUCGAAAAAAAGACGGUAUCAGACACUUUCUCCAAAUUGCAAUACGGAAGUAACUGCAUCGGAGUCCCCGUUUAUUCCUAAGCAGUUGUCAACUCAGGGUAUGUUUAUUUAUUAAUUCUUUUAUUAUGAUGCAAGUCUUUCGACUUCAUUUAUGAGGGAACACAGCUGUUUGCUUAGGUAAUUUUAGACUACCAACCUAGAUUAUACUGGUGUCAAGUUAUGUUUUCGUAUUUCAAAUUAAAACUGUAUUGAUUUAUUGGGUUACUGGCCUAUAACUCGCCGAAUUGACAGCGCUAACAUUCUCUUUUAUCAUAUCAGGCGGUUCCCAUGACACUGACAGGCAUGUCAGUUGAGUAUAGGGCGUGUGUUUCUGAUAUGUUUUGAAGUACUAUGUGAUUACUGGCAAGAUAUGUCCAUCUAUAUGCCGGCCCAUAUCAGGGAUUAUGAAGAGAUAACAACCCGGGGUAAUUUAAAGGUAUUUUGUCGAAUUCAACCACUAAUAGAUGUGAUCUUAAUAGACUUCAGCGACUUAAGGAUUGGAUUUUUAUCAAACAGCAGUCUCGUCGAUAUAGAGUAUAGGGACGUUUCUCCUGCCUCCUUUGUUAAGUUGUAUAAUAUGAUGAACAAAGCAGUGAUCUAACUACGUGUAAGAUAACGGGGUAAAGUCAGUUAAUGAGACACAUUGUUAGCCAGGAUAUGCUUCCAUUUCAAAUCAUUCUUUCCCUUUUCCUGCAGUACUAGCUGACAUAGGACUAGGAUGUAAAGAAAUUGGGGAUGGUCUUAUCAAAACCUGGCAUCAAUCCAUGGAGCAACUGACUUUUGAUUUUAGUCACUUAAGGAGGUGUAGGCUGGCUGAGACACUUAGGACGUUAAGCUCGGUGGCUGGCGACUUUAUAAUGUGGCUGAAUGUCGUCCUCACUCUAUUCUUCCGCAAAUCUCAAUUAGUUAUAGUUCCUUAACAUUUUUUUCUCUGCGUGUUGUAUGGCUGUCUGACUUACUGGUUUUAACGUAGAACUUUGCACAGAUGUUCAUCAGUUUGAGUUGCCACACCAUGUAGCACACAGAGAAAGAGAAGAGAAUGAAAAAAGGAUUCAAAACAGGCAACGAGAAGUGUGUGGGAAAAAAGAUGGUAAUGUGGGAGAACAGUAGUUUCACUGGGUACGACAAAUCACAAAGAGUCAAUGCAACUGUGCCAUUGAGAACAAUUUUGAGCUAAGUCGCCGAUUCUGUCCAUCUGUUGGUUUCUACCAUCCCGAGGACCCCAACUAGGAAGUCUACACCUCCGUACCUGGCGCAAACUAAUUGUUAUGGAUAUCAUUGACUGAUGCCAUGUUUUUUAGUUUGACCGUCACCACAGGGUGCUAUAUGGAGCAUAGUGACUCUAACUUCUGCCCUUUUAUGCAAAGUCCUACGUCGGAAACUCAGUUAGUUAUCCUGAAUGGUGAUAUACUUUCCUGUUAUGGACCUAUAAUACUACCUGGCUGUCAAAACCUCUCAGGUAAAGCAUGUUUGAAAUCCUUUUCAGAUCGAUUAGAAGUUGAUUGCAGAAAUCAGUACUGUAACAUGUCCACUGCAUUUAUAUUGUUAACAUUCUCAGUUCUGUUAUUCUGUAGUAGUUCAUAUGACAAUAUGCGUGUAAAUCCAUGUAGUGAAGUAUUGAGUGUUUUCUGAGCAGAUAUCUCACUUAAAGCUUCUACGAAUUCUCAUUGUUUUCAUACUUAUUAAUUUCUACGUCUUAUUCAUUGUGUUUUAUGUCAAUUUUAGCCCAGCUAAAGCGUCGCAUCAAAGAAGAAAUUAAACGCCUACAGCGACGACGUUUGAUUCCGCGGUUUUUAGGUGGUCCACCACCAGCAAUAAGUACAACAUUUACUAGUCAUGUGCAGGAUAAUGUAGCGGUUGCCUCAUGCAGUGGCAGUUUCCGAUCCAUGGUUUUGCGAUCACCUACUACAGAUAGUCAAGAUUCAGACAGUGAUCAGUCACCCUUGCGUAACAGUGAGCCUGCGUUUCCAACACUUGGCACUACCUCUGUUCCUUCCUCUCAACCGUCUUCACAGUCUGUCCGUAAUUUGGAUUCAGUGCCUAUCUUCACCUUGCCACAAGUUACAGCUCUUUGCGAACGCCUAAUGAAAGAACGAGAGGACGAGUUACGAGAGGAAUAUGACAAUAUAUUAUCAUGUAAAUUAGCUGAACAAUAUGAAGCAUUUCUGAAGUUCAAUCAUGAUCAGCUUUGUAGCCGAUUCCAGAACUCUCCGAUGAGCUAUGUAUCUUGAGAUUAUUGUUCGCAAUAGAACUUAUCGACUGCCUUCCAUCUGCUACAGUGGUAUUCAAACUUCGUUGAAUUAAUAUGAACUGACUGUGUUCCCAUAUUUCUGUUUCUCCCUUACAACUUUGCCGUUUUCCUAUUCUUCAAGUGUUUCUUAGAAAUCUUGUUUCCUGUGUUUGCAAGUCACAAAAUAUCAUGGUGUAUGUACUUCUGCCGUAGAAUUCGUUGUGACUAUUAUGCAGUGUAUUGCAUGUACUGAAAAUUAUCAGACUGAUGCUCAACUAGUUCAGUGUAAACAUUUGUAACUCAUAUUCUCCCUGUGGUUACUAAAGUUGUGCACUCAGUAUAUCUUCUCUACACUUUCUCUGUGAUUCGUAAAGUAUUUGCGAGAACAAUUUGAAGCCUUGUUGAUCUAAAGCAAAUUUGACUAAUAUUCAGGCAAUAAAUGUGAUCAUUAUGAAA